This is a messenger RNA of Plectropomus leopardus (leopard coralgrouper), 1088 nucleotides long. The record is from RefSeq and is a predicted model, not a curated record. NCBI's taxonomy places the organism in Eukaryota, Metazoa, Chordata, Actinopteri, Perciformes, Serranidae.
CUGCACAGGACUUUGGCUUCUUUUCCUUCUGCAGAAAACUCCAAACUCUCCACCAAACAGAAUAAACGCGCCUCCACCAUGUCCCUCCUCACCCACCUGCUGGCGUGUCUGUUCGGGAUGGGCUCCUGGAUCUCCAUCAACGGCCUCUGGGUGGAGCUGCCCCUCAUCGUCCCCGAGAUCCCCGAGGGUUGGUACCUGCCCUCGUACCUCUCCGUCCUCAUCCAGAUGGCCAACGUGGGGCCUCUCUUCGUCACCCUGAUGCACCGUUUCCGGCCCGGCGCCCUGAACGAAACAGCUGUCAUAUACGUCAUCAUCGGCCUGGGCACCUUGGCGACCUUCUUGAUGGGCUUCUUCUGGCAGGAGACCGUUGUAGUGGCGGGUGCUCCUCGCAGCAUCGCCCUCCUUAUUUUAACUUUCUUCCUCGCCGCUGUCGACUGCACCUCCUCCGUCACCUUCCUCCCCUUCAUGAUGCGCCUCAAGACCCAGUAUCUGACCACGUACUACAUCGGGGAGGGCGUGAGCGGCCUGCUGCCUGCUCUCGUCGCUUUGAUUCAGGGUGUUGGGGUGGUCCACUGUAUAAACAGCACCCAGUCUGUCAACCAUACCUUGAACUCCUCUGUGACCUUUGACCUCCAGGCGCAGUAUCAGCCGGCCAACUUCUCCGCCGAGGUCUUUUUCUUCUUCCUCAGUGCCAUGAUGCUGGUGUGCCUGGUGGCGUUCCUGCUGCUCAACUACCACCCGUCUGUGGCCAGGGAGCACCCCAGCGGUCGCUACACUAACGGGGUGAAGGACAAGUCUCAGAGCAACAGGAAGUGGGCGGAGCAGAAGCCCAUGAUGGACCCGUACAGAUCAACGAACCAGAAGCGCAGGAGCAGCUUCGGCACUGGCGCGUACAGCUGGACGCAGGUGUUUUAUAUCUUUGUGAUUCUGGCGUGGACCAACGCUCUGACCAACGUGGUGCUCCCCUCAGUGCAGUCCUACUCCUGCCUGCCGUACGGGAACAACGCCUAUCACUUAUCAGCCACCAUGGCCGCUGUGGCGAACCCUCUCGCCUGCUUCAUCGCCAUGUUCUUCCCUAUAAGGUCAGU